AUGGCGAUGUACAACAACAAAGUUCGUCGCCUGUUGAGAAAGUUUGUUAAGCAUGAGGAUACGAUCUAAUCAGUGACAAGUACAACUUUGACAGGAGCAGUACAGAAAUCUCACAUUUACGGCCAUGUCGGACGAACGCCGUGCCCUGCUUCCUCGUAGAAAUGGAGAACAUUUAUUGGGCCCAACCCGGACUCAAAACAGUUUGUGCUCUGUUCGAACUGCUUGUGGGGCGAUACUAUUGUCAGUCGUUUUUGAAAGACUGGCGUUCUAUGCUCUUGCUGGUAACCUAGUGUUAUUUCUCAACGACCAACCGUUCACAUGGGAGUCUUAUCAUGCGAUGAACGCUUCGUUUUAUUUUCUAGGGCUGUCAUUUGUGACCUCGUUAUUCGGCGGAUGGCUGGCCGAUUCAGUGUUCGGACGAUUCAAGGCAAUUAUAGUGGCGUUGAUAAUAUACAUCGUUGGGUAUGUCUUCAUGCCCCUUUUGUCUCCAAAGGACGACAGCAAUUCAAUAUAUUUACCAGACGUCUGCCGAAUCCAUAUCCACAACAUCACUCCUAUUAUGCCUAAAAACCACACACAGGAAUUUGAUCUCAGUGACUCAGACUCCGAUGACAAGAAUCCCUUUGAUGAAAAGUGUGCCUGGCUCAUCUACAUUGUGUUGACGAUCAUUGCUGUGGGAAAUGGUUCAUUUAAAGCAAAUAUUGCUCCGUUUGGAGCAGACCAGGUGAACCAGGAAGGGCAUCAGACAACGCUUGGUUUCUUCAACUGGUUCUACUGGUGUGUGAACCUCGGCGCCUUCAUCGGGCUGCUGGCCAUCACCUGGGUGGAACAGAUGAAGAGCUUCUUCUAUGGCUACCUCUCCGCCUGUGUCUGUCUGUCUGUGGGGGCCAUCGUCUUUGUUAUGGGUGGCUGUUGUUACAUACGACGGCCAGCUGCAGGAAGUAUUCUGACGAACAUUUUCCGAAUCAUCCGUGAAGCUUUUCGGAUGCGACGCCGAAGGAGGCGGGAUUACCGCACAAAGUCCAUGACAGGUGGAAAGAUGGUUGAUGAGGCCGAGCCCAGCCAUGAGAGGCUGAGUUUCCUGGACUAUGCCAAACAUCGGCAUGGUGGAGUAUUCCAUGACUCCCUCGUGGAGGAUGUGAAGGAGCUGAAGAAGAUCCUGUGUGUUUUUGCUGUCCUCAUCCCUUACUGGAUGGUGUACUUCCAGAUGCAGACAACGUUUCUGGUUCAGGGCCUACAUAUGAAACUGAUGAUUCACCGGAACGAGUCUAACACUAGACCACCACACACACAGCUGGUGGUCGCCUGGUUCUCCUUGUUCGAUGUUGUCUUCCUCAUCCUGCUGCUUCCGCUGUUUGACCGAGUCAUCUACCCUCGUCUCGCUAGGGCCGGACACCCCUUCGGAAUGACCAAGCGUAUCAUUGUCGGAAUGGUGUUUGCAAUGGUGGCAAUGAUAGUGGCUGGAGUGGUGGAGAACUACCGACUGAAGGCGUUCUGGCCGUAUCCUGAUCAACCAUGCACAAACAAUUCCAUAAUACAGACAAUUGGAACGACAACGUAUCAAGCUGCAGAUAUGAGCAUCCUUUGGCAAAUCCCUCAGUAUGCUUUGAUAGGCACCAGUGAGGUGUUCACCAGCGUGGCAGGUCUCCAGUUCGCCUACUCCAUGGCCCCCAAGUCAAUGAAGGGCAUCAUCAUGGGACUGUUCUACCUCUCCUCCGGAAUCGGCAGCUUCCUCGGUACCGCCAUCAUCUCCGGCUUCUACAGCACAGGAACGUGGUUCCACUCCUCCGAUUAUGGUGACAUCAACUGCCGUCUGCCCUGCACGGACAAGAAAAGUUUUAAUCAAGCCUGUCACCUCGACUACUACUUCUACCUGCUGGCUGGAGUGGAGCUAGUGGGACUUAUCUUGUUCAUUGUUGUAGCCAAAGUGUUUAAACUGGGUGUAGAGACCCAAGAAAGAUUACAAACAAAUUCCCCAGUGACUUUUCAGUCAGAAGCAACUAUGAACAAUGCCAAAGAUGGACGUCAUUCCAUCCAGAGAACGACGUCUGACAUGUCAUCUUAGCAUUGUGUGUAUAUCGGCAUGAUGAAGGGAGUGGAAGAUCUUCAUUUUGUGUAAAUGGAGUGUUUGCCGUUGAAGAUGUUGUUGAACUGGAUCAGAAGCCAGGAAAGCUGGACUUUUCAUUAUGUGUGAAUGAUCUGAUCGAGACAAAUGUUAGGUUCAAGGAAGGUGAUAUAUUCGUGUGUUGUUCAAUAUAGACAAACUUUAUGAAUCACAGCUUCUUUAUUUCAUGAGUGUGACUUUCAGAUACAGAUUCUUGUACCACUGUGUAUAUAUGAUUAUUGAAUAUCACAUAGUAAUUGAGAAAAGUUCAGUCUGUUCUAGGGCUGGGCUGGGUCCAAAUUUUCUACCCGGGUACCCCACCCCCAAUUCCCCUACCCUACCCUGAUACCCAUUAUGUUAAUUCCUGACAUCAAAUUUGUAAGA
This is a messenger RNA of Haliotis rubra (blacklip abalone), 2488 nucleotides long. RefSeq names its product solute carrier family 15 member 4-like. Gene Ontology annotation, cellular component: membrane. Gene Ontology annotation, molecular function: transmembrane transporter activity. The record is from RefSeq and is a predicted model, not a curated record. NCBI's taxonomy places the organism in Eukaryota, Metazoa, Mollusca, Gastropoda, Lepetellida, Haliotidae. Gene Ontology annotation, biological process: transmembrane transport; oligopeptide transport. Bases 125 to 2065 code for a protein of 646 amino acids. The transcript has 8 exons.